AAACAAGAAAGGUAUUAGUCGUGUUACCAACAAGAAAAUCCUCCAAUAUUUGACAAACAUUACUACUUCAUUUGCUACCUCACCUAAUUAGCAAGCAAACAAGUUAGAAAACUAAUCACUAAGCCCCACAUCAGUUUACUUCCUAGCCAUAUUUUAUUCUAGAAACCUCACAAUCUCUUCUUAUAUAUAUGUUCGUAAAUCUUCCUUCUAUUUUCACUUAUUGUGUCUUAAGUCUCUUAGCACAUACGUACACAUAUAUUUUCGAUUGUGAUUAGUCUCGCUACCUCUUUAGUCACCACAAAGGUUAAGGAAAUGGCAAGGCUAAUGUUUCAAGUGAUGGAGUUUGUACUCUUCACAAUCUUCGUGGUUAGCCCAAGUACGACCUGGGCUAGCAUGGCGUCUCAGGCCGAUGAAUGGGCUAAAACAGUUGAAGAAGGCAAGGAGCGUACAACUACUCUUCAGUUUUAUUUUCAUGACACCCUUAGUGGCAAGUCUCCAAGUGCGGUUAAGGUGGCUCAACCCAUACAACAAGAAAACCAGACCCUCACGGGUUUUGGGGUCGUCAUGAUGGCUGACGACCCACUAACGGUAGGGCCUGACCCAAAGUCCAAGCUUGUGGGCCGGGCCCAAGGACUUUAUGGAUCAGCUUGCCAGGAUGAAUUGGGCCUAGUGAUGGCCCUUAGCUACACCUUCAAUGAUGGAAAGUACAAUGGGAGCUCCAUUAGCAUAAUGGGCCGGAACUCGGCCAUGGAGCCGGUGAGAGAGAUGCCGGUUGUCGGAGGAACUGGGUUUUUCCGGAUGGCCCGUGGGUAUGCCCUGGCUCAUACAUACUGGAUUGAUGUUAAAACCGGGGAUGCCAUUGUUGGGUAUAAUGUUACACUUGUUCACUAAAUUACUAGUUAAUUGUGUUAUUGUCGAUUUUUCUUUGUACCAAAACAAUAGUACGGUAUACUUGAAAUAAUGCUCUAAACUCAUGCUUGAUAGUUAGCUUAAUUUAUUACUCCCCUUAGCUUAAUCUUCUUUAUGUUUGUAAUCUCAUUUUUAUUUCUCUUGUCCCAUUAAUGUUGCAUUUUAAAACUAGUUUGAAACAAAUAUGUUGUAGGGAAAUGUAUGAAUUUAUGAAAGUGUUACAUAAUCCUCCAUCCCAGGCAUAUUCAAUCUACAUAUUCGCAGUUUUCUUAAAGUUGUCAUAA
Chenopodium quinoa (quinoa) is the source of this 1193-nucleotide messenger RNA. Its product is annotated as dirigent protein 23-like. The transcript has a single exon. The coding region runs from base 313 to 891 and encodes 192 amino acids. The record is from RefSeq and is a predicted model, not a curated record. NCBI's taxonomy places the organism in Eukaryota, Viridiplantae, Streptophyta, Magnoliopsida, Caryophyllales, Amaranthaceae.